AGGGCUCGGAGACUCCGGGGGGGCGGAGGAGGAGGCCGGGAGGCGGGGAGGGGGGAGGCAAACCCUGCCCACUCGGCUCCGAGCCCGGAACGGCCGCGGAAGUCGGAGGCCGGCGCGCAGGGCGAGGAGGGCACCGGGGGCGGGGGGCUCCUGACCCCUCUCGCCCCAGCCAGGAAAGUGAAGGAUCCUCGGACUUCAGAGCCAGCGGACGGACCGACAGUGACUGCCAGCCGCUCCGAGCCAAGGACUCGCCCCACCCGCCCCCCUCCCCGCCCCCCAGGCGCUCCGAACUCACUGGUGAGCGCGGCGGCCUUGGCGCUGGAUGCGGGGGCAGCCGCGAUGGCCCUGCGCGCGGGACAGCCGGAGCAAAGGGGGCCGCUGCUGCCGAGGCUGCUGCUCGUGGCGGCGGCGCUGAGCCGGCCCGCCGCGCCCUGUCCCUUCCAGUGCUACUGCUUCGGCGGCCCCAAGCUGCUGUUGCGCUGCGCGUCGGGCGCGGAGCUCCGGCAGCCGCCGCGGGACGUGCCGCCCGACGCGCGCAACCUCACCAUCGUGGGCGCCAACCUGACGGUGCUGCGCGCGGCCGCCUUCGCCGGCGGGGACGCGGACGGGGAGGAGGCGGCGGCGGGCGGCGUGCGCCUACCGCUCCUGACCGCGCUGCGCCUCACGCACAACAACAUCGAGGUGGUGGAGGACGGCGCCUUCGACGGGCUACCCAGCCUGGCGGCGCUCGACCUGAGCCACAACCCGCUGCGCGCCCUGGGCGCCGGCGCCUUCCGCGGGCUGCCCGCGCUGCGCUCGCUGCAGCUCAACCACGCGCUGGCGCGGGGCGGCCCCGCGCUCCUGUCCGCGCUGGACGCCGCGCUCGCCCCGCUGGACGAGCUGCGCCUGCUGGGCCUGGCGGGCAACGCGCUGAGCCGCCUGCCGCCCGCCGCGCUGCGCCGGCCGCGCCUCGAGCAGCUGGACGCGCGCCUCAACGCGCUGGCCGGCCUGGGCCCCGACGAGCUGCGCGCGCUCGAGCGCGAUGGCGACCUCCCCGCGCCGCGCCUGCUGCUCGCCGACAACCCCCUGCGCUGCAGCUGUGCCGCGCGCCCCCUGCUGGCCUGGCUGCGCAACGCCACGGAGCGCGUACCCGACGCGCGGCGCCUGCGCUGCGCCGCCCCGCGCGCCCUGCACGACCGGCCGUUCCUGGACCUGGACGAGGCGCGGCUGCGCUGCGCCGACGGCGCCGCCGAGGGUCGCGGGGAAGAAGUGGAACUCGCCGGCCCGGAGCUGGAAGCCUCCUACGUCUUCUUCGGGCUGGUGCUGGCGCUCAUCGGCCUCAUCUUCCUAAUGGUGCUCUACCUAAACCGCCGCGGCAUCCAGCGCUGGAUGCGCAACUUGCGCGAGGCCUGCCGGGACCAGAUGGAGGGCUACCACUACCGCUACGAGCAGGACGCCGACCCGCGCCGCGCGCCCGCCCCGGCCGUCCCCGCCGGCUCCAGCGCCACCUCCCCGGGCUCGGGCCUCUGAGCUUCGCCGGGUGGGGGUUGGGAGCUGCCCCUGCCAGCUGAUGACCUUAUUGGGGCUGCCUGGCUGAAGCCGUGGGUAUGAGACACCCGCGAGCUUGGGGCUUUGAAACCUGCCCCUGAUGGGCCUGAGACCUUUGGAUGACGGCACCCCCGCCCCCGGCGGCCCCAAGCUGUACCCCCUCUCCCCAGCCUCUGAGAGCUCUUCAGCCUCAAAAGCCCAGAGACAACCCCUUCUGAUUCUAGAAACCCUAGCCGCCCAUCCCGGACUCGGACACAUCCCUCUUGAACCACCGAAAGACCCCUCCCCGUUUCAAGCCUCACCCAGAGACCCUGCCCUUCAACCCGAUACCCCGAGACUACCUCCACCACCUGUGCUUCGAGCCCAGACCUCUCAGCGAGAAAUACCACCCCAAACUUCGCUGACCCCCAUCUCCAGCUUGCAGCCCUCAGCUCGCUUCCCAGGGCUCAGGGGCCCUCACGUCCCAUUCUGGUCUCAGAAGCAGAGCACCCCCACCGGAAAGUGUUUAUGGACUUGGAGCCUUUUUUCUCAUUCUGGAGCUCUGAGCCCUCCAAGCUGUGUAGAGACCCACAUACACUGGCUCUGAAGGCUGGGCACCCUCCCCCAAUCUGAGGAGGUAUUUCAUACCACCUAUCACCCCAGCUCUGGCUCAGGUCCCUCCUUUCCUUGGCCCAGGCUUGGGGCUCAGCUCCCAUCUGUCUCUCCCAUCCCAGGGACUGGCACACCCCAUUAUAGCCUUAGUAUGGAGCUGACCCUUGGCCAGACCCCCCCAUACUCAGUGCUUGUCCCCAGACUCUCAGCUCUUCACCCAGAUCUGAGUUUCAUCCCCCUGCCAGAGUCUUAGGCUCUCCGUUCCCCCACACCCAUCACUUGCACUCAGUACCUGCCCCUGCUGCUCACUGGGUCAGGGCUGGUGAGGACUCCAUUCAUGGGAUGUGCCCAUGCCCCUGUCCUCCUAGGAUGAGCUAUCCAACCUUGCAAGACAGGUGUAGGUACACCCCAACCAUCUAGCAGAUCCCUAUGGGGAAGGAGAGAGUACUAGGGGUGCACAGUAGAUGGCCGGGCCUCAGAACCAGGGUCGCCCGUCCAUUGUGGCCUCAGAUGGGUUGGGGAGGGAGCUCUGAAGGGCUGGGAGCUGCUGCCCACAUGCCCUUUCCCACCCACGUGACUCCUCCUCUGGGGAUUCCUUGCUGCUGUGCACCCCCUUUCCCCAUAUGACUUCUGGAAGACGAAGGGGGUCUUGCCUCCUGUCUCAGGCACAAGCCCUCCUGUUCAGGGUCUAAGCCGCAGCGCCCUGCCUUCUGCAUGAUCCCAAAGCACAAUUGGUGAGUGGGGAGGGGGCUGCCUCUCCCUGACUCCCACCCCCUAGGUCAGGCAGAACGGCUGGCCUGUGCUGCUCUGCACACAGGAAGUCACCCUCCUUCAACGUGCUGGCUUGAGGCCUGCCUUCCCAACCCCACCCAAGACAUCUGGAUCUCCCUUGGGCAGUUUUCUAUAAAGUCUGCAAUAAUCUCGGAUACUCUCAUCGUGUAAGUGAUGCCGUGUCAUUCCUGCUGACCUUGGGGCAUUGAAGGGGGGGCAGGAGGGGACACUUGGGAGGGCACUUUGGACCUCCCUGAGGUGAGGCGUGACCCUUGGUAUCUUCCCCCGGACUAUGGGAGUAGAAAUGGGCUCUGACUGCACGUAGCAGGAUCGAGGCUAGACACAUGGAGGGACUUCCCAUUGGGAUGGCAUUGCUCUCCAAGCCAGUCUGCUUUUGAUCCUCUGAGAUAGGGUUAUCCACAGCCAGGAUGGGAUCCUGUGCCUCCUCUACAUCCUCUUCCCCGUCCUCUCCUCAUCAGCGCAGUGGGGGUGGGGGUUGUGGGGGAGACGUAGUUGGACUGACAGACAGUAGCAUCAGGCGAGGCCAUCAGGGAGGGGAUCCUCCUACAGAGGAUCAGAGCAGUUAAUUCAGACAGGAAAGAGGAGGGAUCGUUAUGUUGCUGCUUUGGCAUCAUCCCCUCUGAUGAAUUACUCGACACUCCCUUAUGUCCCGCAUCCCUCCACGCUCUCCUGGCCACAGGGGUGAGAACUGCAUCUUGAGUAUGUGAGAGGCUGAGAGGAGAAGCUGCCUGGAGGUGGGGGGUGUGGAUAAAUGACACCUUGAGAUGGUGGCGCAAGGAGACAGGUGGGUUCUGGGCCAGCAGGGCCAGGGUAAGAGGCUUAGCUCCUGCUUGAGGUCCCCAGGCUGGAUUAUUUUGCACUCAGUGUCUCAGAGCCCUAGAACCACAUGGCAGAAGUCUAGAAUUGUGGCAUUUUAGAAUUUUAGGGCCACAUAACUCUAGAAUUUGUCUUCUAAGGAUUGAAAAGGAGCUUAGAGGUAAUGUGGGAAGCCUCUAAGCCGUCCCAACAAGGAGCGCUCUCUCUCGACAAGGAGCUCACUCCCUCCCCUCCUGGGAGCAUCCCUUUCAGGGCUAAAGGAAUGUGCCUGGGACUUCCUGACGGUCCCAACUUUGCCUUGGGGCCAGGAGCGCACCCCAGCCCAGGACUGCUCUUCACAGAGUCAGAGACAGCGCAAGAGUCUCCUUAUCUUCUCCCAGCAAAUUCCCUACCCCUUCUGCUACUCAUUCCUCAUGAGAAGGGGUUAGAUUCUCUUGAAGCAUUCCCAUCUGUCAGUGACCUUCAAAGGGUGCUCUGCCGAUCCUCCAGGAUGAAAUAGUGAUGGUCUCUCCAACACAGGUGAGAGAACUGUGUCUGUAACAGGUCACCUCCCCAGUUCCAAAGACGUGCCCUCUGGUAAUGUAGCCUAAGACUGCGAUAAGUCCUGGCAAAUAAAACAUGCUAUUAGCUGUGGGUUCACUGUCAGCAAAAAUCUUUGAGGGUUUUAUAUGAGAGCUGCUGCUAAGCUAAGUAUCGAAUCAAUAGUUGUCAAAAAUCAACGAAUUCAGUGCCUAAUGUAUGCCAGUUGAUAUUAAACUUCA
This is a messenger RNA of Diceros bicornis minor, 4487 nucleotides long. It is a transcript of the gene TPBGL, whose product is annotated as trophoblast glycoprotein like. The record is from RefSeq and is a predicted model, not a curated record. Bases 340 to 1509 code for a protein of 389 amino acids. Gene Ontology annotation, molecular function: protein binding. Gene Ontology annotation, biological process: negative regulation of canonical Wnt signaling pathway. The transcript has a single exon. Gene Ontology annotation, cellular component: plasma membrane. Lineage: Eukaryota; Metazoa; Chordata; Mammalia; Perissodactyla; Rhinocerotidae.